Molecule: messenger RNA, 504 nt
Organism: Gongylonema pulchrum
Lineage: Eukaryota; Metazoa; Nematoda; Chromadorea; Rhabditida; Gongylonematidae
Source: the annotation of a GenBank genome assembly
AUGUUCUUUACAGGCAAAGCUUACAUCGCACAGGGCAAAGAGCUUUUUUAUCAGAAUGCUGAUUAUCAUCCCUAUCAUUUCGUUUGCAAAAUAUGCAGUACAGAACUUGAUGAAAACGCGCGAUGUUGGAAGGAUACUUUGUACUGUCAGCGAUGCUACGAUCAAAAGGUAUGCGCAAUAUGUGCAGCAUGCCGGCGUCCAAUUGACAAUGAACGAGGUGUUUUUGCCUUGGAUAAGCACUGGCAUUUCGAUUGGUUUGCGGAUGCCUGUUUCAAGUGUGGUGUUGGUCAAACAGGAACAACUCUGAAAGUGUUCCAAAAAAACUGGUGUCCAAGUUGCUAUACAUGCUCGGUUUGUGACAAAAUACUCAUGCAAAAGAGCGUUCGCUUUAUCAUUUUAGCUGUUUUUUGCAGAUCGAAGAUUAUUGAAAUGGAUAUGCGGCCUCUGUGUAAGAAAUGUUUCGAACGAUUUCCCAAGGAACUGAAACAAAGAAUGUUACCUUAA